Molecule: messenger RNA, 2548 nt
Organism: Macroventuria anomochaeta
Lineage: Eukaryota; Fungi; Ascomycota; Dothideomycetes; Pleosporales; Didymellaceae
Product: Adaptor protein complex beta subunit
Exons: 6
Coding region: 184-2430 (748 amino acids)
Biological process (GO): vesicle-mediated transport; intracellular protein transport
Cellular component (GO): membrane coat
Molecular function (GO): clathrin binding
Source: RefSeq, a predicted model, not a curated record
CGACGGCCGUACCUUUUCGAGUCACGAGACUCCCUUUGCUCGAGACUGAACCUACCGCCGAACCAUACGAAUCUAUUGCGCCGCGACCGAGACUGGCCGCGCGGUCGUUACAGCCACGGAACAACGAGACUGGUAUAUGAGGGGUCCAAGUAGGGGAUUCAGCUCUGCGGUUGAAGCAUAAAGAUGGCGGUCAACAGAAUAAGAGGCGCUUUUGCGCCGCCAAAGAAAGGAGAGACGUUCGAGCUGAGAGCCGGUCUGGUCUCUCAAUAUGCAUACGAACGGAAAGAAGCUAUCCAGAAGACCAUCAUGUCCAUGACAUUGGGCAAGGAUGUGUCCUCCCUGUUCCCUGACGUCCUGAAGAACAUCGCAACGGGCGAUCUCGACCAGAAGAAGCUGGUAUACUUGUAUCUCAUGAACUACGCGAAAUCACAUCCGGACCUAUGUAUUCUCGCCGUGAACACCUUCGUACAGGACUCCGAAGACCCAAACCCCCUCGUGCGAGCGCUUGCGAUACGAACAAUGGGCUGCAUUCGGGUAGACAAGAUGGUGGACUACAUGGAAGAGCCGCUACGGAAAACGCUCAGAGACGAAUCGCCGUACGUGCGGAAAACAGCAGCUCUCUGUGUAGCUAAGCUCUUUGACCUCUCACCCUCGAUGUGCUUAGAGAACGGCUUCCUAGAACAGCUCCAGGAGCUGGUUGGUGAUCCCAAUCCCAUGGUCGUAGCCAAUUCGGUAACCGCACUGGUGGAGAUCAUGGAAACAUCUCCGGAGACCAAAGCGCUGGUGAUCACUCCGCAGACUCUGAAGAAGAUGCUGUUGGCGCUGAACGAGUGCACGGAGUGGGGGCGAGUAACGAUCCUUACGACCCUGGCAGACUACAAAGCGGCAGACAUCAAGGAAGCAGAACACAUUUGCGAGCGUGUCGUCCCACAGUUCCAACACGUCAACCCGAGUGUCGUUCUGGCCGCUGUCAAGGUUGUGUUUUUGCACAUGAAGAACAUCUCUCCCGAGCUGCUGAAGUCAUACACAAAGAAGAUGGCGCCGCCUCUAGUCACACUGGUAUCUUCCGCAUACGAAGUGCAAUACGUUGCACUGCGCAACAUCGACCUCCUCCUACAGAAGCAACCGGAUAUCUUGAGCAAAGAAAUGCGCGUCUUCUUCUGCAAAUACAACGACCCCAACUACCUCAAGAUGCAGAAGCUGGAGAUCAUGGUGCGGAUAGCGAACGACAAAAACGUGGACCAAUUGCUUGCAGAACUGAAGGAGUACGCGCUGGAAGUGGACAUGGACUUCGUUCGCAGGGCGGUCAAAGCUAUUGGCCAGGUCGCUAUCAAGAUUGAGAGCGCCAGCGAAAAGUGCGUCAAUACGCUCUUGGAUCUCAUUAACACGAAGGUCAACUACGUCGUUCAGGAAGCGAUCGUAGUGAUCAAGGAUAUCUUCCGAAAGUACCCCGGCUACGAAGGGAUAAUACCCACCCUUUGUCAAUGUAUUGACGAAUUGGACGAGCCGAACGCAAGAGCAUCACUCAUCUGGAUCGUUGGCGAGUACGCGGAGAAGAUCAACAACGCUGGGGAGAUCCUCACAAACUUCGUGGAUGCUUUUGCAGAAGAGUUCACCCAGACUCAACUCCAGAUCCUCACAGCAGUCGUGAAGCUCUUCUUGAAGAAGCCAGACCAGGCUCAAGGCCUUGUCCAGAAGGUCUUGCAAGCUGCGACAGCCGAGAACGACAACCCUGACAUCAGGGAUCGAGCCUACGUCUACUGGCGGUUGCUCUCGAGCGACCCGCAGAUCGCCAAGGACAUUGUACUAUCCGACAAACCCCCGAUUACCUCGACAAUCCGCUCCCUUCCUCCUCAACUGCUUGACAGUCUCCUUAACGAUCUCUCGACACUGGCUUCUGUCUACCACAAGCCACCGGAGGCUUUCCUUGGCCAAGGUCGAUUCGGUGCGGAAGCUAUGCAGCGUGCUGCUAUCGAAGAGCAGCAGGAAGAUGCAAGAGAGAACCCGAUUGCCGCAGCAGCCGUCGCCGCAGCAGCGAGUGGACAAUCGGCACCCCAAUCGAACAUGGAAAACCUUCUGGAUAUCGACUUCGAUGGCUCCGCUCCCGCUUCACUACAGAAGGAACCAACACAAGGACAAUCAGGUCUCGAAGGUCUGGCAGGUACACCACAGCGUGUCGCAUCUCCUGCUGUGGGCGGCACUCAACAACCACAGUCCAACAUGGACGAUCUAUUAGGUCUGUUCGGAGACGGUGGAAGUGGAGGAGCACCUGCUGCACCUGCUGCACCUGCACAUAUGAGCAACGAUGACAUCAUGAACGGGUUUGCAAGUAUGAGCAUGCAAACGAACCAGCCCCCACCUCCACAACAACAACAAAUGGGAGGAGAGGCGAGUAAGAAGACGAACCAAGAUUUGUUGGACUUAUUCUAGGCUUGGUGUACAGGAAGUAUGGUGUUGGAGUUGUCUUAGGGAACGGUACAUGCAAAGAGCAUAAGACGGCGCACGCGUGGUAACCUGUACGAUGGGAGACGAAUAGAAAACAUUCUGA